GCAGGCGGCAGCGGCAGUAACCAGCCAAAAGUCGAGGGGGCUGCCGCCCUCAAUCUCCCGUAGUAUCGACGCUCGCUCCUAAGCCGCGGCCCAACACCUUUACGCUGUAGCCUCGAAAAAUGAGGAAGCCGUUUCUACAUUUUUCGUUGGUAUUCUUUUAAAACAUCGCUGCUGAUGUAGCCGGAGGCAGAUACUCAAAUCGUAAACUACGGUAGUUGGCUUACAGCUUGGAGUUUUUGACAUGGCGCCAGCUGGCACUUUCGUGGGGGACUUGCACACAGAUGCAGGGAUACGGCCAGCUGCUUCCUCUGGUCAUGCCACCGCGCAACACAUCAAAACAAACUUGAACUCUUCCGCAUGGUCGCCAUUAAAGCACACUUCGUGUAUAAUAAUAUUUUCUGUGGCCAUUGCAGUGUGAUUUCUGAUUGAGGAUAUGUCAGUGGACGAUAUUUAACUCUGAUGGCUAUCAGGAUUUCUGAUGCUGUUGCACUCUCUUUGUGUUAUUAUGUUGUGACGGUUAUUGUGAUACAUUUUUGUUGCUAGUGAUCGUGAAUAGUUAAAUAUUUCUGUUUGAAGAUAAUGAAAGUAUGUUGUGUUGUGAUUGCAAUCCUUACUAUUGGCGGCUCUCAUAUGUGAAACUGAUGAGUGUUCUACAGUGUGUGUGUUUCAUCUAAGGCAAUUUUUGAUAGGUGUGUGUGCAAUCUUAUUGACUCCAACUGUUUCAAAACAACACUUCAUCUUUGCCCAUCUUGAAAAUUUUCUUGAGGCACAGCUGUCACAUUCAUUGACCUUGUUUGUUGAAAAAUUUGUUAUUUUUUUAAAACUGAACACAAUCUGCCAGCUCAGAGAAUAGUGUAUUUAUCACACUAUUUCUGCGCCUUCUCAGUUAUAAAAUGAGAGAGCAAUAAGCUUUACACCAGUUUUUAUACACAUUAGUGGGAGUUGACAUUUUUCUGUAAUUUAUUUUCUUACUUCGUUACCAGAAAAAUAUUGCUGCAAAUGUUGCAGUUAAAUGUCUGGUGAAAGAAAUUGGAGAAAAUGUCCAUUUGAUCAUGAUGUAGUCAUGCAAAAUGCAUUGAAACAGUCAAAAGUGUAGUGUAAUGGAUCUCAUUCAAUAUGCAGAGUACACCCAAAGUACUGCAAGAGUGGUCAGUUCAUGCUGAAGUCACAUUUUCUCAUGGAGCACAAACUCCAACUGCUCAGCUCUCUGGAAGCAAUGUGUCUAUGGACUGUUCAUGGCAAAAACCGACCACUACAAGCAGUGCAUCUACAACCUUGCGUCCUUGCUAUGGAUUUCAGCGUGGAAACAUUUUAUUCACAACUACACCACCACGGUCAUCACAACAUGAUGGUAGCAGACAGUCUAGUGGUGCAUCCCAGUCAGCAAAAGCAUCUCAGCAUCCAUAUGACAGACGCUGUAAAAGCACUUGUAGCAUCGUAUUGGCAAAUCCAGGGGAAAAAUUGCAAUCUUUUCAUUACCAUUGUGGUGAUCGUGCUUGUUACCAUGCGAGACCACCCUACACGUCAGGGUUCUCCACAAUACCAGAAAAUUGUGAAAUAUGCAACAGUAAUCAGGUGCCAGAUUGUCAUAACAGGAAAAGUAGUACAUUUACUACACAUUUUUGCACAAGAGUACCAGAACGGUCUGCUAAUAAGGAACGUCAAGAUGCUGCUUCACAGACUGACACUGGACACAAUGUCAUACCUGAAAAUCUUCAAGUUCCAGACGUGCCACUACACAAGAAAAAGCUGUCAAAGAGGUUGUCAAGGUCACCUGCAAGACUAAGUGGAAAAUCUCCUUUGCUGCAAAGAAGGUACUCUGAAGUUUCUCAAGGAACAAGCAGCCGUUCUUCCACGCCAGAUGUUGACUGUAAUCAGCAGUGCCAAGGGAAACCUCGUACUGUGCACAUUGAUGUGUACUGUACUGGAUCAGAAGACGCUGAUGCCAGUGCAUCAUCAGAAGCUGACACAACAGAUGAAUCGUCACCACAGACAGUUUUUGAGUCAGAACAACUUCGAGUGAUGCACACAAAAAUGGGUAAAUUCUCUUUACCAAAAGGUUUGAAGCAGGUACCCAGAAGAAGUGAAAGUCUAAAAGAAAAGUCCAACGUCAACUAUUGUUUGGAACCAAAGGGUUAUGAGAGUGAUGAUGUUCUCAGUAGUCAGUACCCAUCCAGGCUUAGCUCAUACACUUCUCUAAAAGAGAGUGCAUCUGGUCUGGUAAGUGAGCAAUCUAGUACAGUAAGAGACCCAUCAUGGUCAACAAUAUCGAGUUGUGCUAUUUCGUGUGAUGACAAGGACUCAGUUAUGUCAACUUCCUGGAAGGACGUUUCUACUGAACUUGAUUCUGCAGCUGUGAGCAGCUCAAGUUUUGUAAACAAAUUUGACCCCUAUUUGACACAGAGUGAUAGUUUUGAAUAUGCUGAUAUGACAGAUCGAAUUCGCAUAAAGGAGAAGGCCAUGGCAUGGGCAGAUGAAGGCAGUGCUCAGCAACCACCUGAUAUUGAAAAGAAACAUCUGCAUCAGCAACAAAAAUUUAAGGAGUUCUUAUACAGACAUUUAGGAAAAGGGACAUUUCCCUUGUGGAAAUCACAGCAUUCGGAUGAUUCAGAAGAAGAUGAAGACAAUGAUGAUGAUGACGAUGAUGAUGACACUGGUGAUGCAUGGAGCUUUAUUGGAAGAGGCUGUUCUGGAACAUCUCUCCGAAGAGAAAAUACAGUUAAAAAAGUAGCAAAAUCUACAACACCUAGUGAAGGUGCAGAUAUUAAAUCACUUACUUUGCCAUUGAGGAUUAAUCACCUGAUUUGUGAUGCUGGGAGUUUAAGUGAUUCUGGCCCUCCAUCUGUAAACAGGUUUGCCCGUCGUAUUGCAAUAGGUCCAUUUGGGUCCAAGCCUCCUUCACCUCCUCCAUUAAAAGUUGAGUCUAGUGUUGUGUCACCUUUCACUUCUGUUCAAGGUACAGGUACUGAUCAGUUGUCAAAAGCUCAGAAAUUUGGUACUAUUGUUGGUACACUAAAGAAACCAGGCAAUCAUAUAGGGCCUUCAAAAAACCCUUACUGUUCUUGUGCUCAUUGCCGUAGCUUUUAUGAAGCCACUUUACACUGUGGGAGGGCAAGGUCUGUGGGUGAUAUAAACUUUCAUCCAGAGACAGGACAGCCCAAUGAGUGUAAUGCUCAAAAUAUGCAUGAUACAAAGUUUGCAACUGACAGUAAAAAGUACUCAGAGACUGAAAGUGUCAAGUCGAAUACUAUCGCUGACUGUAGUGAAUCAGACGGUACACCUGUUUGAUGUAGUAAGUGAAGCAAUUAUGUUGUUAUAAUUUUUAUUGUGUUUAUGAAAUGGAUACAUAGUUUUGUUAAACUGUGGCAGUUUGAGUGAAAACAUUAUGUGCAUUAUCAGCUGCUUGUUAUUCUUAUGAUAUUGAAGGGUAGUUGAAAUUUGAGAAAAUGACAAAAUUUGUUAGAAUAACUGUAUAUUUGUUUCACAUUAUGUGGUAUUUUGCAUUUAUGUUGUACACAGAUUUAGGCUAUAUUGAGUCUCGUUGUAUGUAAAGCAGCUCACACCUACAGAGCCAAGAAAGCUCCACGUAAUUAUGUAUAAUAAUAAGAAACUGGAAUGUUACUUCAUGUAUGAGGCCUGGAAAUAUGAUAAAUGGAAAAAAUGGCAAAUUUUUGGUUUCAAAAUUUGUGCUGUGAAAAUAUAUUUUAACAUCUAGUUCUGUUGAAUCGUGUAUCAGUGAACUGCGAACUAGAAAAUUUGUAGAUAAAGAAUGGGAAGUAUUGGUAAACUGAAAGCCACAAAUAUGUCUAUGUGGGGAAGGUACUAUUGCCCUGUUUUUGCACUGUUUGAUCAAAGUUUGAUAUGUUCUCUAUUAAAUCUAUCAGGUACAUGUAUCAUUGAUGUAGUGCAGAAAUAAUUGAAUAUACCUUGUUGCUGCUAAAA
Molecule: messenger RNA, 3942 nt
Organism: Schistocerca nitens (vagrant locust)
Lineage: Eukaryota; Metazoa; Arthropoda; Insecta; Orthoptera; Acrididae
Exons: 2
Coding region: 1117-3288 (723 amino acids)
Source: RefSeq, a predicted model, not a curated record